Molecule: messenger RNA, 2412 nt
Organism: Canariomyces notabilis
Lineage: Eukaryota; Fungi; Ascomycota; Sordariomycetes; Sordariales; Chaetomiaceae
Exons: 1
Coding region: 138-2255 (705 amino acids)
Source: RefSeq, a predicted model, not a curated record
GGACGACACAGAUGACGAGCAAUAUGACCUGUUGGAGGCCAUCCGCAAGUGUAGAAAGGGUAUACGGCCCGUGAAAUUACCAAUUUGGGCAGAGCUCUGCUCCUCUUGGGAAAGCCUUGGCUGAUGAAGCGUUGCGGAUGGCUAGCAGUGGUACGCCGCAGCGGCGUCCCCUAGGCAGCAUAUUUCUUUCAAACUACGACUAUAAGGGAAACACUCGGGCAGCAUCCAGAACUCCAGACACUCUGCCUGCUUUGCGCCCCCGGGCAGAGGCGCGAACACAACCACCUGCUCGUCUCGCACUCGAGAACUCCAAGGAUAUCAGCAACCCAGGCAAGAGAUCACCACCCGUUGUCAUAAAUCGGGGACCGUUUCCAGGCAUUCCAGCCAUUACAGCCUCUCACCGUAUAGAGAAAAAACAAAGGCUUGAGGAGCCUCAACCCAAACUGGGUGGACAGGCGAUACACUUACAGAGCCAAACUAGCCCGCCAGUCAACCCCCCUAGCAGUACCACAGCGAGUACUUACGACAAAGAUAUUAUUGACGCUAUCAAGUAUCGUCCCGUCACCGCAGGCGACAAGGCGAGGGCCACGCUUGAGAAAAUAAAGGCCAAACAGGCCAAGCAAGCCACCUUACAGCAGCCGACUAUCGUUGGUUAUCUAACCACUUCUGCUUUGGAGACUGACGAGGCGCUGUUUCGGAAGAUCGCCUCCAAGCUCUCAGAACAAAAGACGACACAGAUCGUACCAAAUAUCCCCAGUGGUAGCAAACAGCGGGAGUCCAAUGGCUAUCACCUAGGCGACAUAAGCCAUCAACAACCGAAACUCCCUGCAGUUCCAGCGCCCGCACCACCGCCAGGCACUCACCAAGUCAACCUUCCAAAAUCUCGGAACAUAUUCCAACCUUCUCGUAAUACCACGCGCCAGGCUCCCAAGAAGCCCUCCGUCCCUCCCCCAGCUCCACCGGCCCCAGUUCCCUCUCGCAAGCAGUAUCCUAGCCCGACCCCUCUCUCCCAACCCAAACCCAAACCCCGAGCACACCUCCCACCCGUCAGACCGCACCCCUCAACCCUCCCCAAACCCCAACCGCAACCUAAACCUGGAUUCCAGGAGGCCAAGCCGCCAGCCAGCGUCUCAGCCAUCGAAGCCCUCGGCGAAGACCGCACCGUCUUCCAAUGGGUGGUGUACCGCACCAAGCGCUUCGUUCCGGGCCCACAAACCACAGCCGCCAGCAGCAGUAGCAGCACCAUCACCAAUCGGGCCCAGGCCAUCCGGGGCCAGACGAAACAACCGGCCGUCCGCUGCUCAUCCCACCUCUCGCUGCAGCAGGCCAACGCGCAGGCGGCGGCACGGCGGGAGCGCAUUCAGAAGGGCGCUGUCAGGAAGAGCUGGGCCAUGGUCUCCUCUCCGUUAUCUUCAUCAAAGGAAGAAGGGACAGGGGGGUUGCUGUACGAAGGCGAGGUGGGAUUUGAGGGCGGGGAGGUGCAGUUCUUUUGGGUUGAGGAGGAGGUCAUUGAUUUGGAGAGCGUGGUGCGCUUGGAUGGUAACGGUAAGAAUAAGAAAAAGGGGGUGAGGGUUGAUGUGGGUAAGGUUGGGAUAUAUAGGCGGUGGAGGUGGGAUGUUUGGUCGAAGGUUGUGUACAGUAAGUGGGGGUUGAUGGGGGGGAGGGGAGAAGAAGAAGAAGGGUGGUGGUAUUUGAAGGGGACGGGGAAGGGGAAGAAGAAGGGGAAGAAGGGGAAGAAGAAGGGGAAGAAGGGGAAGAAGAAGGGGAAGAAGGGGAAGAAGAAGGGGAAGAAGGGGAAGAAGAAGGGGGUAAGGAUGAAAAUACAGAAGCGGAGGCGGAGAACGAGUCGGAUGAAAGUGAGGACGCGGAAGGCGGACACAAAGAGCAUGAGCAAGACGGGGAAGAAGAAACGGACCGGCAACAGCAAGCUCGGCGCGAAUCCAGCGUUCUCAGCACGGAGACAGCCACCGCCCCUGCCCACAACACCCCCCUGGACCAGUUUGACUCGGCAGUCAAACUUCACGGCACGUACACGACCCUUCCCCAAGCCAACCAGGCCGCGCUGGCCACGUUUCUGGAGCUGGCAAGGCCCAAGAACAGCAGGAUCGAGGACAACCACUACUAUGAAUACACCGUCAAGGAGGGCUAUACUGAAGCAUUUAAAGAAGCAACGGCCGGCGAGAGCGGCUGUACAGUGGCGGUGGAACUUGAGUGGGACCCGCCGUUUGGGAACAGGUACCAUUGGGAGUUUCUAAGGCUUGUGGUGCAGGUUGUGGAAAGCAAGCUGACUGGGCCUGUUGAUAUUGGAGACAUGGUGGUCGCUGGUGACUGCGCAGGUAGCGGCGAUGAAGGCGACGACGAAGAUGGAGAUGGGAACGGAGAAGGAGCGAGGAGGAAGGGGAAAGGGUGCGG